GAUUCGUAAACGUAAUCGUAAAUCUCGAAUGUGAAUAAAAUUAGAAUGAAAUAAUAAAUACACUGACCCUUAAAACAAUAAAAAUCAACAUUAAAUAGCAGGGAUAAAAAUAAAAGUGCUAUAAUAUUUCCAAAGGUAUCGAUUUGGGUGUGUUUGGGAAUUCAAUGAUAGUGACAGAAUACAAUAAAAAUGUUCAAAAAAUUAAAGGACAAACUCGCUGAAGAAGUGAAAUCAUCACCGCAAAGAAUCCAACAGUUCGCACAAGCUGCACAGGCUGCCGUUACAUCAGCAUCAAGCAGCAUAUCCGACAUUACAAAUAGUGAUUUGUUCUCUAUUGGUGAUAAUGAGAAUCAAUCAAAUCAAACACUUAGACCAUCAACAUCAACCAAUCAAACAAAUUCAUUUCAAGAAGUUUCUCUUAUGCAACCAGGUCAGAGUUCAGAAUCUAUGAACUUUGCAAUGAAUCAUGAGGACAAUCAAAGACAAAGAAGGCUAUCUAAUAGUUCUUUUACAAGUGAUAUCUCAUUUCGCCUUCCAAGCUAUGAAAGUCCUUCAAUGUACCAUCUGCAGUCUGAUAUGGAAGUAUCUGCCAGUGAAGCAGAAGAAAGAGGUUUCUCUACUGGUGCAGUAAGUCUGGAUAGAGUAACUAAGGAACAACUGUAUGCAGCAUAUAGGCGAACACAAGAAAGAUACACGAAAUACAGGACACAGUACGCUGAUCUUGCUCGCCAUUAUAAACUGCUAGAAAGGGAAAAUGCUAAAGCUAGGAGUGUAUUAGUAGAGACGCAAGACAAAGCUUUACGUAGAAUAUCAGAACUUAGAGAACAAUGCUCACUAGAACAAAGUGCCAAGGCACAUUUAGAGAAAGCUUUACGCGUCGACAUCGAAGAAAGGAACAUGAAAAUAGAAGCGCUAAAUACAAAAAUUUCACUUCUACAAAAUAUUGGAGAUAGUCACAAUCAACCUGCAACGGUUCAAGAACCUGUAGUAGAAGCAAAUAAAAAAGAUCAAAAUGAUGUUCAAUUGAUCAAUCUAUCACCUGACACUGAAGAUAUAAAGCCAUCAAAUAAUGAAGGCAUGACCACUUGCGACGUGGGAUCUGUCUCAAAUAAAAUUGAAAAAAUGGAACAACUACUGAACAAGUACAAAGAGUCACUUAAGAGCAGCAAAGAAAAAAAUUCGCAGUUGACUACAGAACUGAAAAAAAUAUCAACCGAACUUGAAAAUCAAAUAAAAGAGAAUGAGAAGCUGAAGGCUAUUGAACCUCAGUUAAUUGAGAAACAACAACAAAUUCAAGAACUUACUUUAACAAAUGAAGAGCUUCACAAUAAAGUAAACACAUAUGAUUUUGCAAAAACAAAAGAACUAUCUACACUAGAAAUGGACCUUCUUAAAUCAAAAGAAGAAAUAGAACAACUGCAGGGUAAAAUCGAAAUAUUCAGCAAAAGGGAAGAGGAAUAUGCAAUUUCUUUAGCUGAAAACAAACUUAGUAUUCACAAAGAACUUGAAAGUAAAGAAGCAGAAAUAAAAUCAUUAAAAGAUCAUUUAUCUGCUGCUAAAAAAGAACUCCAAUCUCUCAACAUAAUAGUUAAUGACUAUAAAACUAGUAUAGCAGCACUAGAAGAAGAACGCUCGAAAUUAAACAAUGAAGUUAAUGAAUCAAAUUUGAAUAAAGCUAAAAUAACUGAAAUGGAAUCCCAAAUUCUCGUACUUUCGCAAAAAUGCCAAUCUUUAGAACAAACAAAAGUGAAAUCAGAGGAAGAAAUAAAAUGUCUGCAGUUACAAAUGAAACAGGAAACUGCUGAAAAAUUGGCUAUGAUUGACAGAAACAGUUAUUUAGAGAAUAGAAAUUCAUUACUUAUUGAAGAAAAUACUAAGAAAAGCUCACAGGUUAGCCACUUGGAAAAGGAAAUUGUUUCACUAAAAAAAGAAAAUGCUUCAAGUCUAGAUGAAACAGCUCAGAAACAAUUACUUGAUGAAAUAGAAUUUUGGAAAGCUAAAUUCAACAAUUUGGAAUCUGAAAUUCAAGACGAAAGAGUGGAAUUGGUAAAAUUACAGUCGGAAAUUGAGAAACUUUUAAGAAAUCAUGAAUUGGUUCAAUCACAAAAUUCAGAGUUACAUGAUUUAUUGGAGGAAAUAAAAAAAGAAAACUCUGUUUUGCGUCAGAAUGUAUCCCAAAAUGAAAAAACUAUUACAAAUUGGGGAUCAAUAGCUGCUAAAGUGAAAGAAUUGCAAAACAGUAUAAAACUUAUAUCUGAUGAAACCAGAUCGUUUAAAGCAGUCAUUGCGGAUGAAAUUAUAUCUGAAAUUAGUAAAAACGUAGCUUCGCUUGAUGUAUUCUCCAAGAACUAUGAAAUAUUAAAGAAUAACUUCGAUAAACUUGAAAACGAUCACAACUCAUUACAGAAGGAUGCAAAAUCUACCACAGAAAAACUUUCGAAUUGUCAAGAAGAAUUGAAUGCCGUCAAAGUUGAAAAUCAAAUUUUGACUUCUAAAAUUCAAUUAAAUGCCAGUGAGAAAUUGGAAUUACAACAAGAAUUACAAAAUACUGUUGGUAAGUGUAAUGUUGCCGCUGAUGAAUUGAAUUCUGUCAAAAAUGAUAAACAAAUCAUGAUACAAAAACUAGAGGAAGUUGAAAGUAAAUGUCUACAACUACAAACAGCAAUAGAUCAUGAUAAUAAUCAAUGUUUGGAAGCCCUAGAAAAGUUGAAAGUAAUUCAAGAUGAAAAACAAACAUUAACUAAAAAACUCGAUAAGAUUGAAAAAGAAAACGUGAUUUUAAAUACAGAAGUAGAAAAACGCAAAGUAAGGCACAGGGACGAUGUCUUACUUAUCAAUUUAUUAAAUUCAGAAAAAGAAGAAUUGCUACAAGCUUUAGAAGAGAAACAAGGCUUUGUUGUAGAUUUGGAUGAAAUGGUGACAGAGUUGAAGAAAGAAAACAGUUCACUGCAAAAGCAGUGCGAAAACAUCGCUAACAAUGUCAAAGAUCUUGAGUUAGAAUUAAAUGAAGUACGGAAGUCACACGCCGAUAUGGAGCAAGAAAAAGAUCGUUUAAGUUCUGUUAUAGAGAUAUUAGAAAAGAAGGAACAAGCUAAAGAACUUAUAAACAAAGACAUACAAACCGAAAUAAAUAUACAAACAAAUACUAAUAGUAGUUCUACUAAUAAAGAUAAUGAUGAAAUUAUGUCGUUAUUAAAUAAUAUUGAUGAACUGAAUAUUAAAAAUUCCAAAUAUGAAGAAGAUAUUACAUCGUUGAAAGAAGCAAAUACGCAGCUAACAAACAGAAACGCAGAAAUAACAGAAGACAAUUUGCAGAAAGUAAAUGAAAUUACAUCCAAGUGCAACGAACUGCAAAAUGACUAUGACGCAAUCAAAGAAGAAAACAGGCGACUUCAAUCUGAUGUAGAAGGACUUCAGUCAUAUUUAGCAAAAAUAUCGAAAGAAAAUGGAGUUUUGAAUGAUAAAUUGAGAGAAUUGAUUGCUUCUAGUGAAAAUACCGCUCGAACUGACUAUCAAGCCAGUGAACUAUUAGAACUGCAAAACGAGGCUCUUGCAGACAAAGAAAAAAUUGAUGAUUUAACAAGAGAAAACUCAUUACUACUUGAAGAAAAUCUUGAAUUAAAAGAUCAGUUACAGUCUCAGAACUAUGCUGAGACCAAAAAGUCUACAAAUAACAACGAUACUGAUACAGUCACAAUUGAGAAGUAUAAUAGUUUACUGGGAACUAAACACAAUCUUGAAGAGAAAUUGAUUACUCUAGAACAAAUGAACCGAUCAAUAAAUGGAAACAUGCAACAAAUACAAGGUAAUAAUGAAAAACUGAAACUGACUAAUGAAAAACUUGAAAGAAGACUGGACGAAGCUCUUGUUAGCCUGAGACAUUUACAUUCUUUGCAAGAAAACACUGAACUAGAAUAUUUGAAAAAUAUUCUCUACGAAUAUCUCACUGGAUCAGGAACACAUUCCGUUACAUUAGCGAAAGUUUUAGCAGCUGUCGUGAAAUUCGAUGAUAAACAAACCCAACAAGUUCUUCAGAAGGAAAAAGAACGACAAGGAAUUUUACGACAACUCGGCUUGUUGUGAUAUCGAUUGUAACAACAUUGGAACAUUCCUUUGGGAGCUCAUAGCUGGUUAUUUACAAGUUUUACAAUCGAUAGAUAAGUCCAUAUUAUUUACUAAGGUUCACUAAUGAUACAAAAUUAAUAUUUAACAAUGAAAAUGAGGUAUGUACAUUUUAGGAUUAAUGUUAACACGUUGGCUGCCAUGAGGAAGGAGCAAUAAUUUAGAGGUUUAUAAGCUAGAAAAUCAUCGUGUUAGGGAUGCCUUUAUUGCUUGAAUGUGGCGAACCGCUACAUCACAGAUUAAAGCAUAGACAAAUAUUUGUUAUUGUUGUAGGUAUUAAGCUUAAUUUAUUUUUGGCAAUGUUGUUUAAUGUUGCAUGAUUCGUUAUUUUACAAACGGCGUCGAAUCUUUUUAAGGAUAAAUUAGGUAUCCUAAAUUAUCUGUUUUAUUUCAGUUAUAAAACAGAGGAACAUAGUUAUCUUUUUACAUAAUUUCUUGCGCACGGGUUCCGUCCCCCUCGAAUAUGACGAAUCAUGCAAUUUGCUGAAGGUUUGGAUUAUAAUAUCGACAGCAUAUUAAAAUCACUGCCAAAAUAACAGUUUGCUUGCUGAAGAAAAUCAUGUAGUCAUAAAGUACACAUUUUACACGUACACCCUAAUUAGAAGCUCAAUGCUCAAUGAUGUUAAAGGGUUUGUCAUAGAAUACAUUCAACGACCGUUACCGUGAUUUAUUUUAUCCUUUAGAUUCCUUAUCUACUAUAAAAGGCAGGUAAAAAACUGAGACUGUUAAAUUUAAAUCAAUAUAUUUGGUUAGUAAUGAGAAUUAAACAGCAAAAUGCCUUAAUUAAACCACCUGUUAGUAAAUUAUGACGCUCAGUCAGAAGCAACCAGGGCAAAAAUAAUUUAAUAUUAAAAAGGAUUAAUAGAAUAUGUAUUCACCGAAGACUAAAGCGUAAUGUAUCUAAUUGUAAUGUAUUGUAUAGAUUUUUGUAAAUAAUAUAAUUAAGUACUGUAAUUUGUUAUAUUUUUGAGUAAAAUAGGGAUGUAGACAUCACCAGUCAAUUGAAGUAACUUAUGAGCUGCUCUAAGGCCUCAGCCUCGAACUUAGCGGGUAGCGGGGCGGGAGCGGCGGCGGCGCUGGAGCGGGGUGGGCAACGCAGACCCGUUCUCGAAACAAGCGGGCAGCUCGCGCGGCGCUUUAGCGGCGAAGUGUUGUGUUCGGGGUUGUGUUGUCGAGAUAUUUGUUUUUAUUCGCAAACGAAAUGUCUGAACAACGGCGACAAUUUUAUUUCGAUUCAAAUUUAUUCCUAACGCUCGAUUUACUGUGGGCAAAAGAAGGAGUGCGCUGCCCGCUCGUUGCCCGCUCCCUCGCCGCUGCCCGCUCGUUGCCCGCUGCCGCCCCGCUCCCGCGCCGCUGUUUUCGAGAACCGGUCUAUUUGAUUUUACGCAUAAGAUCCUGCCGCUCCCACCCCGCCGCCGCCGCCGCCCCGCUGCCCGCUAAGUUC
Ostrinia nubilalis (European corn borer) is the source of this 5566-nucleotide messenger RNA. Its product is annotated as golgin subfamily A member 4-like. Gene Ontology annotation, biological process: Golgi vesicle transport. Lineage: Eukaryota; Metazoa; Arthropoda; Insecta; Lepidoptera; Crambidae. Gene Ontology annotation, cellular component: Golgi apparatus. The record is from RefSeq and is a predicted model, not a curated record. The coding region runs from base 190 to 4083 and encodes 1297 amino acids. The transcript is spliced from 8 exons. Gene Ontology annotation, molecular function: small GTPase binding.